AUUGAAGUACUACAGCGGUUUCACGUAUGGAAUACUACUAUGAAUGAAACUUUUGGAGAAGAUCGCGCGGUGCUAAUUGCCGAACGUUUAAGUAAAUAAGUUAUCGCAAGCAGCGGAUAGAGAUCAAAUCAACUCAACUCCUUUGCAUCAACUCGUGUGGCGCCCAAACAUCAAACCUUUUUUUUCUCACAUCUACUACCGUUAAAUGUCAAGUGACCUCAACGCCGACACGACAGGACUCUAAAUCGCCUAUUAUGUGUGAUUUUGAAACCAUCUAGCAUAAGCGGGUACAAUUUUGGCACAAUGAGCGUACUUACCCGUGUCCGUUGGUCGCGUGGGACAUUACCGUGCGCCACAUUUCGCCGCAGAAUCAGUAGCGUGAAGCAGAAAAAUGAACGAGAUUUUAUGAAGCUUAAAAACGAAUGGUGGAUUCCUCGAGGUGAAUUUGAGGUCUUAUCGCGUAUGAACAAGCUACGGGUUCCUUUGAUCACGGAUGUGUUGCGAGAAUGUCGAGAAGGUGACCACGGCGAACAACCAAUGAACCUUUUGAAGGGAUAUAAAAUUAUUGAUGUUGGCUGCGGAGGAGGCCUUCUAACAGAGCCCCUCGCUCGACUUGGGGCUGCCGUAACCGGACUUGACAUCGUCGAAACAAACAUUGAUACCGCUCGAGCACACGCUGAUAAGGAUCCGAAAAUCUCGGAUAGAAUUACGUAUGUGUGUGGAAGAAUUGAAGAUAUGAAGGAACAGUUUGAUGCUUUGGUAGCAUCGGAGGUCAUUGAACAUGUGGAAAGUGUGGAGCUGUUCAUUAAACAUUGCUCGCGGGUUGUUAAGCCACGCGGCCACCUGUUCUUCACGACGAUCAACCGGACCCUUCUAUCGCUGCUUAUAGCAAAAAUCGGUGCUGAAUACAUUUUUAAUUGCGUUCCACGGGGUUUACACGACUGGAGGUUGUUUGUUACGCCAGAAGAACUUCAGUUACAACUUGCUAAACAUAACUGCGCUGUCGCUCGUACCAAAGGAAUGAUGUACAAUCCGAUCACUGGCCAGUGGACAUGGAUUGACACGGAAGCUGUCAGUUACGCUCUGCAUGCCGUGAAGGUUUCCUAGUUUCCUAGCUUUAAUCAUGUUUAGCAGGAACCACUGUUCGUUUACACCCUACGUAGUGUAUGAACUAUUGCUAUGGAUCGCAUACCAUAAGCGUAAAUCAAAAAAAGCGCAAAUCUUAAAAAGAUUUAUCAGCAUGGAAUAAAUAAUUAACUAAGGGUUGAUAUCUCCGUUACCUUUAUUCAAGAUCAAUUCGCUGUAUACUAAGUCCAGUACUGCUGGACAUUGCUUUUGAUGGCCUUAGCAUACUUUUUGAUAAGCAUACGUGGUGAUGGAGUACGAGCCUCAAUCAAUGUUUUACUCAUUAAAUCGCAACAUCGCAAGCUUGCUUUUUAAAGCUUCGCGCUCUGACAAAACUGCCAACUUCAGGGACCUAAAAUUUACUUAAAUAAAUUAAAUAAACCUGAAAUUUGUUUAAAUCCAAUUGUCAAAAGCAGGCUCUGUAAUUGCUGUAAUCAA
Varroa destructor (honeybee mite) is the source of this 1563-nucleotide messenger RNA. Its product is annotated as ubiquinone biosynthesis O-methyltransferase, mitochondrial-like. NCBI's taxonomy places the organism in Eukaryota, Metazoa, Arthropoda, Arachnida, Mesostigmata, Varroidae. Gene Ontology annotation, cellular component: mitochondrion. The record is from RefSeq and is a predicted model, not a curated record. Gene Ontology annotation, biological process: ubiquinone biosynthetic process. Gene Ontology annotation, molecular function: 3-demethylubiquinol 3-O-methyltransferase activity; polyprenyldihydroxybenzoate methyltransferase activity.